AUGGACAAACAAAUAAAGCCAAUAAUUCCUGUUCUAGGCCUACGUCAGGAGCACCAGGACUCAGAACGCUCUGUGUCUGUUUCUGAGUCUCCUGUGUCCAAAAUGUCCCAAAAAUUGCCCUUGAAGCUAAAUAACCCCAAGGUCAUCGACAAGCAGUCUUUGCAGUAUGUGAUCUAUUCAGGAGUAGCUGGCGGAGUAGCAGGAAGUGCCGCUAAGACAUUAAUUGCUCCACUAGACAGAGUGAAGAUUCUUUUUCAGACUGCUAAUCCAGAGUUCUCUCGGUUUUCCGGGUCUUUUAGCGGGCUCUUUAAGGCUGUCAGGCAGAUCUAUGGGUAUGAUGGUGUCGCAGGUCUAUAUCAGGGUCAUUCGGCUACCCUGUUGAGAAUUUUUCCCUAUGCAGCCAUAAAAUUUCUGGGGUUUGCUCUGUUGUUUUUCACUUACCCAUUGGACCUAAUCCGUGUCCGUUUGGCAUUUGAAACUCAUAGAGAAGUUAAUAGGGCUCGUGGAGGAAAGUUUUUGGGCAUAGUACGCAGGGUCUUCAACGAGGAACCCAGAUUUCAAGUCACAGCAUUAGACACUUUGGCAAGGUUGGGAAACUUUUAUCGUGGGUUCGCUCCUACAAUCUUUGGAAUGAUUCCAUAUGCUGGAGUCAGUUUUUACACACAUGAUCUCAUCCAUGACGUAUUUAGAUCCCGUCAUUUAAAAGGUUACACAGUUCAAGAAGAAGAGUUCAAAACUCUUGAAGACCUGACGGUCAAAACUAAUUCCUCCCAUGAUCGUAGAUUGCCUUUAUAUGUGUGGGCGCAGCUGACCGCGGGCGGUGCUGCUGGUAUGUUAGCACAAGCUGCGGCUUAUCCAUUUGAGGUCAUUAGAAGGCGUAUGCAAGUUGGGGCUGUUACAAACAACGGUGAGUAUUUAUCGAUAUUGCGUACUGCUUCACAAAUAUAUGUUGAAAAUGGUGCCAGAGGGUUUUACGUUGGUUUGACAAUUGGAUUUAUAAAAGUUGUCCCUAUGUUCGCAUGCAGCUUCUUUGUCUACGAAAGAAUAAAACGAAGGUUGGGAAUCUAA
This is a messenger RNA of Komagataella phaffii GS115, 1068 nucleotides long. Its product is annotated as Mitochondrial carrier protein involved in the accumulation of CoA in the mitochondrial matrix. Gene Ontology annotation, biological process: transmembrane transport. Lineage: Eukaryota; Fungi; Ascomycota; Pichiomycetes; Pichiales; Pichiaceae. The transcript has 2 exons. The record is from RefSeq and is a predicted model, not a curated record. Gene Ontology annotation, cellular component: mitochondrial inner membrane. The coding region runs from base 1 to 1068 and encodes 355 amino acids.